Macrosiphum euphorbiae (potato aphid) is the source of this 675-nucleotide messenger RNA. The record is from the annotation of a GenBank genome assembly. Lineage: Eukaryota; Metazoa; Arthropoda; Insecta; Hemiptera; Aphididae.
AUGCUAAAAGAAUUAAGCACUGUCAGAGAAUGCAUAGUAAACACAAAUGUGACAUUAAAGUCUAUAAUACAGGACAUAUAUUCGUGUGAUGGACCUAUUGAAUCUCUAACACAAUUAAAUGCUGAUGGUAGAAAUCAAAUUAAUGUAUUUAGAAAUCUAAUAGAAAACUUAGAGCUGUAUGCUCGAGAAGCGGAAAGUCAACAAGAACGAUCAGAAGUUGUAGAAGAAGCCCGCAAUCAGAGAGAAUAUUUAACUAGUAACAUUGCUUCAUUCAGAAAGGCAAAUGUAGAAUGUAUGGCGAGGAUUCACAAAAAAUCUAGUGAACAGUUGUUAGGUACAAGUAAAGAAGAACAAGUGCGACAUAAAUUGAAAAUGGAUAAAGAAAAUUUAUUAAAACAGUCAUCAACCGUUACCAAUCAACUAUUAUCAGUCAGUAGACAACUAGCAAGCACAUCUCAACAAAGCUUAGACACUCUUGAAACUCUUUUAAAGUCAUCUUCAACUGUAUCUAAUAUAAGUAGUGAGAUUAAAAAUGCCAAAGGAGCAUUAACUCAGUCUGAAAAACUUUUAAACAAGUAUGGACAACGUGAAACAACUGACAAAAUUAUUAUUAUGUUUGCUUUUGCAUUUUUUUUAUGUGUUAUUGCUUAUAUUAUUCAAAAACGACUUUUUUGA